CAUCACAUAAAUCAGAGAAGUCGUUCUUCCAAAAAUGGAUCUGGUUGGUCUGUUACAUUCAGCAUCAGUGAUGUGACUGUCAACAGUUUGGUUGCAGACAUCAAUUGAUUUAUUUACAGCUGGGGGGUUUAGGUUAUUAUCACCUGAGAGCAGCGUGCAGGUAUAGCUCUGCUGGUUCCCAAUCUGGGAGCAAAGACCCACAGCUGGCCUCAAGGUAACUUUCAGGGUCCCACGUCCUCUGUGCUUUUAUUUUGACAGUGCUAAGAGGAAGUGGGCGUUUCAUGUUUCAGCUGGUAUCAGCCUUAGAAUGGUAGCAGUGUGAGCAGCAGUGUCUCAUUGGCCCUGUAUUGAUCAGCGAUCGUGAUGGCUAAGUGGGGUGAAGGAGACCCUCGAUGGAUAGUAGAGGAGAGAGCUGACGCCACCAACGUCAACAACUGGCACUGGAUGGAGCGAGAUGUGUCCUCCUGGUCCUCAGAGUGCCUCCAUCAGUUGCUACUCGGUGUGCGGGUGGAGGGACCUGAGGGUGUCUGUCAGCUGACCGAAGUCACUAAGCUGGAGGGAGAAGCUUCCAUCAAUAACCGCAAAGGGAAGCUCUUCUACUUCUAUGAGUGGCAGCUGAGACUCAGGUGGCUGGGGAUGUCCUGCAGGGGAGUGAAGUUCAGAGGAACUAUUGAUGUGUCCAACCUGUCUGAUGAGAAUGACGAGGACGACCUGGAUAUCUGCAUGGCUCUCUGUAAGGAUCAGCCCAACACACCUCUCCUGGACCUCAUGAAGACGUCCGGCGUCCAAGAGGUUCGCAGGGUUCUGGGCGAGUAUGUCCGGCGGCUCAAAUCAGUGGAAGUGGCUUGGCCGGCACCAGACGUGGACGUGGCUUGUGUGGACAUGGCUUGGCUGGCACCGGACGCAAACGUGGCCUGGCCAGCACCGGGCGUGAACGUGGCUGAGAAGGUUGUGCCAGACCCGGUGGUGUUGAUGGUCGCAAUGGUAACUGGCCAAGCCCCUCGGACCCUCCAGCUGCAGAGAUGUGAUGCUGGACAGGCUCCUUGGACCUCCCAGCUGCAGAGACGUGAUGCACCUUAUGGCCAUAUCGCCCUGCCCUACUCCUUGGACCCCCCAGCUGCAGAGACGCGAUGCUGCACAGGCUCCUUGGACCCUCCAGCUGCAGAGACGUGAUGCUGGACAGGCUCCUCGGACCCCCCAGCUGCAGAGACGUGAUGCUGGACAGCGUCCUCGGACCCCCCAGAUGAGGCAGACGAAGGCGCUGUAGGCUGGAGCUGCCCCUUUGACCCUAGCAGAGGGAGAUAGUGGUGUGGGCGCCGCUGAGUGCUGGACUGGCUCAGCUGAACCCCCAGCUGAAGCAGGACAUUGCUUGCUGGGUUCUCCUGAACCCCCGAAAACACAGUCAGUGUCAUUUUUGUCCUUUAGCAUGGUAAAAACUAGUCUCUCCCAUACCAACACAGGUCUUGAACUGAUUCUCUGGAAUAGCAAGGGUAGCAGCACAGAAAACAUCUCCCACUUGAUCAUUCUUGAAAACAUUGAUCAUUAGUUCACAGUCUGGUUUUGAACCUAGAAUUGAUAUGUCCAUGGCAGUCAAGUGCUAGGUGAGCGUUGCCUUCAGAGACUAGCCUGACAUAGCCCAAACUCUUAUUUUCAUUUUCUUUCAUAGACAUUAAUUCAGAGUCUUUAUUCUCAGUCUUUGGUUCUUUUAUCUCAGAGGCAGAAAACUUACUGUACUCAUCAUGACAGGCCCCAGAAUCAGCAACUGUUAUAGACUUAGGGUUUACAGAAAAGGAGUUAGUGAUCAUGGUGAGGGUGGUUUCAAAUGUCCCUGGCCUCAGAACACAGUUUCUUUCUCCUGGACCAGCAAAACAAAACACAAUGUCUUCAGACCCAACUUGUGGUAGAAGUCCAAAUGGGCCAGUUUGGUCACAUGAACAUCAUUCAUAACUGGAUUGUUUGAAAUAACAUGAUUUGAAUGCCCCUGGCCAGGUUCCUGUACUUUCAGUAACCGAUCAAAGCUAGUUAAAGUAGAUUCACAUUCAUUAAUUCUGCCGUCAUGUGAUGGACCAACGAACUUAUCAGAGCUUGAACUUUCCCAUAACGCAGUUACAUUUACCUCUGAUGGGGAGGCUCGUGCGAGGUUAACGCUAUGAGUCUGAAUAAACUCUUCUGAAACUGGUUUGACAGAGCCAUUAGCUUUAGCAGCACCCACAUUAGUCACAAACAACUCAAAAGUGACGUUGUCAAAGGGGACAGAAGCUUCAUUUUGCUCUGACUGACAGGAAUCAUGAGGCUCGGCCUGAUCUUUGGCAGUCUCUGUCCUGCAUUCCCCCGCUAGCCCCCCAUCAGAAGCUGACUUAGACAGAGAAUUAACAGCAUUAUCUGUGAAGGGGGGUGCAGUUAAUGUAGCGUUUAAAAGAUCUGUGGUAACCAGUGGUGGGACAGACUGUGAGUUUACCCAUGUUAGCAUUACUCCCAACCAACACCCCAUCCUGAAAUGAUUCAGAACAACCAAAUGAGCAUGAUUCCAAAUUUACACAGACUGAAGGUAAAACAUGGUUAUUAGUAGGGAUGGGUAUCGAAACCCGGUUCUUGUUGAGAACCGGUUCCCACUGUUUCAAUUCCUUGGAAUUGUUUG
This is a messenger RNA of Oreochromis niloticus (Nile tilapia), 2638 nucleotides long. RefSeq names its product activator of HSP90 ATPase activity 1. NCBI's taxonomy places the organism in Eukaryota, Metazoa, Chordata, Actinopteri, Cichliformes, Cichlidae. The transcript is spliced from 6 exons. The record is from RefSeq and is a predicted model, not a curated record. Bases 364 to 1173 code for a protein of 269 amino acids. Gene Ontology annotation, biological process: protein folding; positive regulation of ATP-dependent activity. Gene Ontology annotation, cellular component: cytosol. Gene Ontology annotation, molecular function: protein-folding chaperone binding; ATPase activator activity.